GCGGGCGAUGUGUACGGACGAUCGAUGCCCGGCGGGGAUGCGGGCGAUGCGUACGGACGAUCGAUGCCCGGCGGGGAUGCGGGCAAUUCGUACGGACGACAGACGCGCUCUUCUAGGUCCGGUGCUGCGGUGCACGCGGCCCCGCCCACACUGCCGUACGUUCCUCCUCCCACCGUGUCGCCGCGCUCCGAGGCACAGUAUAAUAGCGGUAUGAUGAGAGACAGCCAGGAGCCUAUAUAGAUGACAUGAUAGAGAGGCGUUCUCAUGGCAACGGCAGCAGCAGGCGUAGAGAGUGCAGCGCCACCUAUGCAGCCCCAACAACAGCCUGAAGCCGAAAGUCGGUUGUCUGAACCGUCUCAGGAAAAAGUGGUUGAGCCCGCAUCGGAUAUCCUAACACUGAAGAAACAGGUCGUAGAGCUGAGUGAGGAGAACCUGCGUCUCGGCAGGGAGCUGGCAGACAUGCAGCAGCAGCUGCGUGAGCAGAGCGACAAGUACGCUACCCUGCAGACGACACACGAAGGUCAGCUGGAGGACAUGCGCAAGGCCGGCCACAGCGCACUCGCCAUGGUCGUCGAAGAGUACAAGGAGCUGUGCAAGACAUCAGUAACUCAGAUGCAGGAAGCGACGAUGCAGAAAGCGAAGGACAUCCUAGCAGAGGAAGCAGUUCUCUUGCACCAAGCUAUCGACGCACAGCAAAACAACUUGAAGGUAGAUCUAGAAGAGGACCGCAACAAGAAUGAGGAGAGAUUGAAAGAGGCUCUGGAGUCUUCUAGGAAAGAGCAACAGGAAAAAUUUUCAGCCGACAUGGACAAGGAGAAGGAUAAGCGCUGGGAGGCAAUCAGCAAGGCGCUUAUGGAGGAGCGGGAUAACAGCAGGAGAGCCGUGGAGACAGUGGCGCAGGAGGAGAGAAGCAGGAGCAUCCAGAUGGUGGAGAGUGAAAGGGAGAAGUUGUUGCAGAUUUGUGAAGAGGAGAGGUGGAAGUCGGAGAGAGCACUAGAGGAUGCAAUGCUGGACGAACGCAAGAGAAGUCGGAGAGCUUUAGAGAAGGCAGUGCUGGAAGAAAGGAAAAGAGGUAGAGAAGCAGUCCAAGACGCUCUCCGCUCUGUCAGAAAAAAUAUCCACGUGUACAUCAAGGAACAAAGAAAGGCGGAUGCAUUGCUACGUCAGCGCAACCUGGUGGCUCUGGAUGUCUUCCUAGAGGGUGCCAAACAACAGAUGCAGGUUCUCAGUUUAGAGGUGAAAUCAUACACAGAGCAAGAUCAAGAGAUCGAACUUCUGAGAGCAGAAAUUGCAGAACUCGAGCAAGAAGGCAAUGAUGACAUCCAGGCUGAUUCUGAUAGUGAAGGUGAGAUAGAAGACAAGAAAAAACUUGAAGAGAGGCGGCUGGAAAGAGAGCUCAUAAUCGAAAAGAGAGAGAAAGAAAGAGCUUCUCCAUCAAAAGAUGCCAGCAACAAAGCAAGUGGAAAGAAAUCUCCAUCGAAAGAGAAAUCUCCAUCGAAAGAGAAAUCACUUUUGUCAGAAAGCAAGGAUGUAGAGGAGAAAGAAGGCUCGCCAACAUCAAAGACAAAAACUGAAGGGUCUCCCGAGAAGUACCAGACAACGUUGUCAGUCACAAUGGAACAGAAACCGAAGAGUGAAGUAGAUGCAGAGAAGUCAGCAGAAACAAAGACAUCUCAGGCGACUACAGAAAAAACCACCGUAACCAAAACCACUUUCGUGAAAACCGUAGCUGUUGGUGCAAAAAAUGAGGUUAAAAAAGAGGCGAGUAAAGUCGUUGAGGAUGACGACAGUGAAGGUGAAUCGUCCGAAAGCAGUUCAGAUGGUUAAAUUUCCCGGGGUUAAUUACAAAAGGAGUGCGGGCAUAUAGAUAAAUGUACUGAUAUAGCAUAGCAGUAAGAGGUUCUAUAUCAAACUCCACUACACAUUGAUUAUGCAAAUCUAUCAUGAUAACCUCCGGAGUAACAUAAUAACCGAUCUGUUAUUAUCUCACUCCUGAUAACAUAUAUUUCGUGGGUGCAUGUUUGUCAUGCUACCUUUAUGUAAUGAAUUAUGCAUCCUCUCUUGCAUCUCGGUAAUCAUGAUAUACACAUAUGCAUAUCAUCAUUCUCGUGAUGCAUGUUACGUGUUAAGUUAUUGUUAUUGGCAGCAAUGUUUGCCAAUGUCGAGUGUACACCUACAAAUAGAACUAUAUUGUGUUGUCUGUAUUUUAUCAAAGUUUUAAAAUUUAUAUAAUUGUACUGACGAGAGAUGAAGAUGUCCCAUAGAUAGUACGUUCGUUCUCUGAUGUGUGAUCAUAGUUUAACUGUUAUCUGGAAAUGCAAUGAGCAUAUACUGAGUAUUUGCCCUUAAUGUGUAUGUGCUACACGUGUCACGUGUGGUGUUUAACUGCAUGGGUGCUGUCAAUGACCGGUGUCCUCUCAAAACCAGCGUGCCUUUACUGUGAGUAACUGUGUCUAUGUCUGCGUGUGCAAUUCAAUGUUAGGAGGGUAGUUGGAGAAAAACGAGAUCAACUAUUGUCAGUGAUCAAAAAAGUAUGUAGACGUAACGGCGCUGCGUUUAAAAUGUCUCGUUUUACGGUGUGAGUUUGUGCUGUGUAACUAUGCUAGGUUUAGUAUAAAACUUAUGUGGGAACGUGUUUGUGCAUGAGUUAAGUUAAUACACUGAUAUAAGGGCAUCAUGAAUCACACUUACACCUGAGGAUGCCUGCUAUGGUAACGUAGCAAUGUGCGUUCGAUAGGAGUAAGUUAGUUGAAGCACUCGUAGCAUUAAUGUGUGAAGCUAUAGCUAAAUAGCCGUCAGUACAAUGUAUGGAACACAUGUUGAUGUUUUUGUCGUUGUCAUAGAUACUUAUUAAAAUAAUACUUCAAGUCUUGUCACAGCUGCCAAGGGAAUUAGAAGGGAAAAGGCACGUGUAUAGAUUUGCAGUAGUCUUCAGUGCAGUUGGAUUUUUGUUUGUUAAAUAUAAUUUAUUAGCAAAUUAACGUUGUGUGAUGAUAUAAAGUUUUCUCUAAACAUAUAUAUAUAUAUAUUCCUACAUUAUGAUUGUUAUCAUUAUCAUGAUAGAGCAUUGUCUCCGCGUAUUGUAAAACUACAGUUUUAUUUGUCAUACAAAAUUAAACUGGAUGUGGUAUAUAUAUCAUAUAGAUCGUGAUGGGGUUUGUGCAGAAUUACUUUAGCAGCUGUUCUCUCCAAAAACUCUGAAAGAAUGAAUUAGAGUCAGUCCAGUGUGUGGCAGCUUGAAUAUUAAUCAUGCCAGUAUAUAUGUCAUAUUCCGUGUGAGCAGUAUAGUUUAAUAUUAUGUGCAUGCUGAUUACUAUAUUAGUAUUAGCUUAUGGUGCUAACACUGGAUCAAUCUGUAUUAUUGAUUGUCAGAGUAAAACAUGCGAAACUUCGUGUUCUUGAUAUUAUAAACGCGUUUUAUGGCUUGAUGUCAUCUGA
Molecule: messenger RNA, 3438 nt
Organism: Priapulus caudatus
Lineage: Eukaryota; Metazoa; Priapulida; Priapulimorpha; Priapulimorphida; Priapulidae
Product: coiled-coil domain-containing protein 91-like
Exons: 9
Coding region: 265-1827 (520 amino acids)
Biological process (GO): Golgi to lysosome transport
Cellular component (GO): trans-Golgi network
Source: RefSeq, a predicted model, not a curated record